Molecule: messenger RNA, 1368 nt
Organism: Zingiber officinale
Lineage: Eukaryota; Viridiplantae; Streptophyta; Magnoliopsida; Zingiberales; Zingiberaceae
Product: zinc finger MYM-type protein 1-like
Exons: 4
Coding region: 1-1368 (455 amino acids)
Source: RefSeq, a predicted model, not a curated record
AUGUUGGAUGUUACGCGAUUUCUUUUGAAGCAAGGACUAUCUUUCCGUGGACAUGAUGAGUCAAGUAAUUCUUUAAAUAGAGGAAACUUUCUUGAAUUGCUUCAAUGGUACAGUCAACGAAAUAAGGAAGUUUCAAAGGUUGUUAAUCAAAAUGCUCCCGGAAACAAUCAAAUGAUUUCUCCAGCAAUUCAAAAAGACCUUACGCGUGCUUGUGCCUCUGAGAUCACACUUUCCAUAAUCGAAGAUAUUGGAAACAAUGUUUUCUCCUUAAUGGUUGAUGAAUCUCGAGACAUUUUAGUGAAGGAGCAAAUGGGAGUUGUUUUGAUAUAUGUGAACAAAAGAGGACAGGUGAUUGAACGAUUCCUUGCAAUUGUACAUGUAUCUGACACUAGCUAUCGUUCUUUAAAGGAUGCUAUCGAUGCUUUAUUUGUGAAACAUGGAUUAUCAUUAUCUAGACUGAGAGGUCAAGGAUAUGAUGGAACUUCAAAUAUGCGAGGUGAAUUCAAUGGGUUGAAAUCUCUCAUUUUGCAAGAAAAUCCAUAUGCAAGUUAUAUUCAUUGUUUUUCUCACCAAUUACAGUUAGUUAUUAUUGCUGUUGCUAAGAGUAAUUUCAAUGCGAGUGAUUUUUUUAACUAUGUCACUAUGAUUGUUAACACAACGGGAGCAUCAUGUAAAAGGAGAGAUCAACUUAGGCAAAUUGAACAUGAUAGGAUUGUUGCAAUGUUGGAGGGUGGAGACAUUAGUACAGGCAGUGGCAAAAAUCAAGAAACUAAUUUAGUAAGGCCAGGAGACAUUCGUUGGGGAUCACACUACUUGACAUUGGGUCGUCUAUUAUCUAUGUGGCCUUCAGUGAUUCAAGUGUUGGAGAAUAUUUAUGAUGAUUCUAGUUCUUUUGAUAGUAGAGGGGUUGCCAAAAGUUUGAUUCAGAAAAUGGAGAAUUAUGAGUUUGUUUUCAUGUUGCACUUGAUGAAGAUGAUAUUGGGAAUGACAAAUGAGUUGUCACUUGUGUUACAACAAAAUGAUCAAAAUAUUGUCCAAGCCAUAAUGCCGGAGAUAAAAGACAAUUGUAUGAUUGGUGGUCGUAGUAGACGUAGAAGGCUAGUCAUCACCAAUUUGCAUUAUUAUCGUGUGGAGAUUUUCUAUCAGGUUGUUGAUUCAGUUAUACAAGAGAUGGAUACUCGUUUUUCAGAAGUUGGCACAGAAUUGCUUAGUUUUGCGACCGCUUCUGUUGAAAGAGUAUUUUCUGCGAUGAAGACGAUAAAGACUGAUUUACGUAACAGAAUGGGAGACGAGUGGAUGAAUGACAAUCUAGUCGUAUACAUCGAGAAAAACAUCUUUUCAACAAUUGAAAAUGAACAAAUAUUGUAG